AUCUCUCAUCUUUCCCUCCCUCCCGCUCUCAGGUAAAACAUGUCGUCAUCAUCUAGAUGCUGUUCAACAGGGGUGUUCGUCCUCCCCUCGCUCCUCCUUCUGCCUCUUUUCCUCUCUCUCGUUUUUGGAGUUCAAGGAGCCACACUAAGAGAGCAUCGCCUCAGUGGAAGUGAACCCGUCACUUAUGGACCUGCGUCCCAGAUCCGCCCUCCUCCGAGUGCUGAGAUGCUCAGAGCUCUCCGAUACAUCCAAAGCCUCAGCCAGAGAUCCCCCCCACCUGAUCCCUUUACCGACGAUCGUCAACCAGAAGAAGAAGAGGAUGACAUGGAGAGCAUCCGAUCCAUGCUACAACUGGCAGCGCCAGGCCGGAUGGAUAGAGGCAUGGAGGAGAGAGAGGAAGAAAGAGACAACACUCAAGAGUUGCUUCAAGCUGUGCUUAAGACACUACAACAAACUGAGGAACACAAGAUGCCCAAGAAGGUCAUUGCAACUCAACCUCAAUACACCAUCCACCCCUUUCCAAGGCCAAAACAACAACUAGAGGUCGAAACGCCAGCUGAGAACUAUGGGAGGACCUCAUGGUCCAAUCAAGAAAGCCGGAGACGACACAGGCAGUAUCCAAUUAUGCUUGAGGAUCCGGAGGAUCAGGAACAGCCGCUCAAACGGACCAAUGAGAAUGCGGAAGAACAGUACACACCCCAGAAACUGGCGACCCUUCAGUCUGUGUUUGAGGAACUGAGUGGGAUCUCCACAUCUAAGGUCAACAGCAAACGAGAUGAUGGUGAAGAUGAUGAGGAGGAUGAUGAUGAUGAUGAUAAUGACUUGUACAGGCAGAGGAAGAUGGCCUUGGAGGACAUCAUGGGAACAGACGAAUGGGAACCUCUGGAGGAGCAAAUAGAGACUGAAGAAGAAGAAAGAGAGAGGCAUGGUUUUAAUCGUGACCUUGAGGAUGAUGACCAGGAGGAAGACGAAGAUGAUGUCAAAAGAUCAAACCAAUCCAGCUGGAAAAGGACAGGAAAAGAGGAGGACCCUGAGGACAUCGCAAAGCUUCUGGACUACUAUCUUCUCCAAGUCCUUGAAAAGAAAGAGCAGGAGCAGCAGAAAAGACAAGAGGCCAGCAGGAGCGAGCAAGAAAGCAACCGAGAGAUGGAGAAAAAAGAUGUGGAUGAAGACGAAGAUGAGGAGGAGGAGGAGGAGAGGGAAAUUAAGCCGAUGCACAACACAAUCCCCGAGUCUUUGUCCCAGAUAAUCAAACUCUCACAGCAGCUUCGGAUCCCACCAAAGGAAGUCCUUGACCUUCUUCAAAACGAAAGGCAGAAGGAUUUAUUGGGACAGUCACGUACACCCUACGCAACCACUCACAACACACACAAGACUUUCUCCACAGCACCUCAUCGAGUUUCGCCGCUCGAGACAUCGGAGAGGAACAGCGUCGCCCAGGACAUCCUGAGCAUCCUUGAGUUGGUUAAUGCAGCACAGCAAAACAACAAACGACCAACGCAACCCAACGCGCCACGUUAUUACGAGAGGGAAACCAGCAAGGAUGAUUACGACAACACCGCUGGCGAGGAAGACGAAUUGGCCAGUUACCUGGCAUCUGAAAUGCUCGCACAGGGACAGAGACGUGCACGGCCAACGCCAUUGCGCAACGUGGAUCAACCCCGGUAUGGAAAUCUGGAGCGCGCCGUCCAGGACUACUUUGAUAAAAGCGCGCCAGAAAAAAGAACGGCGGAGCACGAGAACGCAGACAUCGGAUUAGAUAACAACACAAUGAUGAAAAUCAUGAGGUUACUGGAACCGGAGAGCGACAACACCGACGAAACAGACUCUGAGGAAAAAACAGUCCCUGAAAUGUAGAUAACCAUUAUAUUCAUUGUUUAAAUUGGCAUAUAAUAAAGUAUUUUGAAACAAAUAUAUUCCCUAACUGCGUUUAGUCAAUGUAGUGCUCCAGCUUUUCUCAUUUGUCUUCUGUAUAGCGCAAAAUAAAGAGUAUUUUAGUAAACCUGAUUAACUUCUUUCUUAGUUAGUGACAAGAACAUUGUUAAAUGUCACCGGCUUUACCUCUUCAACAUAUGAACACACUCAGAUUUUCUCCCUCUUAAAGACGCCAGCUAUGUUUUUUUUCAGUCAGUAUCUUGUGCGUGUGAUGAGGUCAUGUGUGAUGUGGCAGAGGUAAAUAAAGCAUUUGUUCACACUA
Molecule: messenger RNA, 2197 nt
Organism: Rhinichthys klamathensis goyatoka
Lineage: Eukaryota; Metazoa; Chordata; Actinopteri; Cypriniformes; Leuciscidae
Gene: scg2a
Product: secretogranin II a
Exons: 1
Coding region: 40-1857 (605 amino acids)
Cellular component (GO): secretory granule
Source: RefSeq, a predicted model, not a curated record